Molecule: messenger RNA, 5984 nt
Organism: Scylla paramamosain (green mud crab)
Lineage: Eukaryota; Metazoa; Arthropoda; Malacostraca; Decapoda; Portunidae
Gene: Chpf
Product: chondroitin sulfate synthase 2-like
Exons: 11
Coding region: 166-2541 (791 amino acids)
Cellular component (GO): Golgi cisterna membrane
Molecular function (GO): glucuronosyl-N-acetylgalactosaminyl-proteoglycan 4-beta-N-acetylgalactosaminyltransferase activity
Source: RefSeq, a predicted model, not a curated record
UCCCACUCCUAAAUGUUGGGUGAGGAAACGGAAGCUGCUUCAUCUCUGGUGCUUUGACCUUUAAUUUACUCACUGGAGGUCUCGAAAAGGAGAGAAGAGAGGAGUAAGGGGGAGACACGAGCCCUGAACCAUCGAAUAACCCCCUAAAAUAAGAUUCUAAACGUGAUGAGCUUCGGUGUAAGGUCCCUCUUGGUGCACGGCCGACAGAGCACCUCUCUUAUCAUCGGCCUGUGUGUGGGCAUCUCCCUCAGCCUCAUCCUCACCCCGUACCUGGAGGAGGACUGUUCGGGGGGUCUGUCUCAUAAAUUACUUGGCGGGGUGAGAGUGGGCAAUCUGCGGGACUUGAGAAGCAGUGGCCCGGCCGAGGAGGAGGACUAUGAACCACGUAUUAUCCUUAAGAACUACAGCAAGGAGGAACUAGCCAAGCCUGAGAAACCUGAGAAGCUACUAAGACCCAGGUACUAUGCCACAGAACUGGGGAUUCGGGAGAAGCUACUGGUGGCGGUGGUGUCGAGCAAGGAGACGGUCAGUUCCUUCGGUGUUUCCCUAAACCGCACCUUGAGUCACUAUGUGGAUAAACUCAUAUUCUUUAUCGAUGGUUUUGGCACUAAGAAGAUGGGACUCAACAUCCCUAUCGUGGGGUUCAAGGAGGAGAAGCCUCUGAUAAAGGUUUUCCGCAUCCUGUCCUACCUCAACGAGAAUUACCUGAAUGAGUUUGACUAUUUCUUCCUGGUGACUGAUCGCACUUAUGUUCACGGGAGGCAGCUGGUGAGGAUGGUGCAGCGACUCAGUAUCAGCAGGGCAGUGCAUAUGGGCCACCUCCUUGAUCAUCCUGAUGCCCUCUACUGCUCCCUUGAUGCCGGCAUUGUGUUGAGUCACUCUGUGCUGCGCAUGGUGGCAGGACAACUCAGCUGGUGCACCCGCAACACUUAUUCUGACAGCGACACGGACAACCUGGGGCGCUGCAUCCUGCAUGCUGUGGACCAGCCCUGUGUGUCCAGCCUGCAGGGCCAGCACUACAACAGCUACAGACUAAGGGAGGAUGUGGAUGUCGUGUCUCACCUGCAGCUGGUCGGGGGAAGCUCCCUCGUGCAGGAGUCCAUCACUGUCUCCAAUGUUCCUGAGGGCAGUGACAUGUUCUCCCUCCACAUAUACUUCCUGCAGAACGACCUGCGCCACCUGAACCACAGCAUCCUGGAGCACCGGCGGGAGAUUGAGACCACCAAGCCCAGCGCACCAGCCAUCAGAAGGGAGGAGACCUGGCCUGUGGGAUCAGCACCACCACACCAACCAGCCACCAGGUUUGAUGUGAUACAAUGGGAUACCUUCAAUGCCACUCAUCUUUUCCUGCCUGAUGACUUCCACAACACCAAGCCUCUCAUUGGUGUUGACCUGUUGGACAUCAUGUCCCCACCACCACCCACUCACCACCACCGCCCCCGCCAGAGUGUGGUGAACGCCAGUGUGGCCCACAUGCAUGCCAAGGCCAAGGGGCGCCUGGAGUACAAGGAGCUGGAGUAUGGACACCGGCGCACUGAUCCAGCCAGGGGAGUGGACUACAUCCUCUCACUGGUGUUCAGGGACAACACUUCAGGCCUUCGUGUUACCAGAAAGUUACAGGCCAGCAGGCUACUCACCGAGCCAGAGAUCAUCCCAAUGCCUUACGUGACAGAGAACAACCGGCUCACCCUCGUGCUUCCUGUCGACCAGUCCGAGAUUGUUGAGGCCACACAGUUUGUUCAGAGGUACGAGGCAGAGUGCAUGGUGAAGGGAGAGCAAACGUUUCUCAUGCUGGCGCUGCUCUACAAACCCGGCGUCUCCUCUGCUGGUGACGACAAGGAUGUUUUCAAGUCUCUGAAGGACCUGGCUCUGCAGUACACCCAGGAGCACCACGAGGCUGGAUCCAAGGUGGGCUGGUCCAUCGUACACACCCUCGCUAGCCACCCCUCAGAGCUGGCCAUUGCCGACCUGGUGCUGAGGAAGAUGCAGGAGGAUACACUUGUGCUGGUGACACGCCACUCAGCUCAUAUCACCACUGACUUUCUCAACCGAGUCAGAAUGAAUACUAUACUGAAUUGGCAGGUGUUCUCCCCAGUUCCCUUCACUCAGUACCACCCAGACACAGUGACUGACACGGAGAGCUAUGCCAAGAUGGACAUCAACAAGAACAAUGGUAGAUUCGACGCUUACAAUUUUGACCACAUCAGCUUCUACAUUGGCGACUUCCUGUCUGCGCGACGAGCAGUGGCCGAAAGCAUACCAAUCAUCCGUAAUGAGAAGGAGCUUAAACUAGACCGGCCCCAGGAACAGGAGUUUGGGCUGUACGGUCUGUUCGUGCGUGGGUCUGAUCUGCACGUGCUGAGGGCUCCCGAGGCAGGACUGAAGCUUGGGUACAGAGAGGUUGGUUGUGCCAAGAAAGCCUCCAACCAGAGUGAGCACCUAAAUGGUUUGUGUCGCCUGCAGGAGGGACAGUCGUACGGCUUGCGCAGUGACCUGAGUAAGUUGGUGCUGGAUUAUAUUGAAAGUGGGCAGAAGGUUUAGUGGGUUUGUUGUUGUUAUCGGUGGUGGUGGCGGUGUGUAUUGAUGUAUUGAUGCGUUGCGUAGUGAGUGUUGGUAAUUUUUUGUGGGGUAUUUAUCUUUUUUUUUUUUUUCUUUCUUUUUUUUAAUGUAUUUCUUGGGUUUAUUUCUGUUUUAUUUAUUUUAUUUUAUUCAGUUAUUACCUUCCUGCAUUCCUGUUGUAUUUCAUUCCUUAUUCUUCUUCCUGUUUUUUUCUUCCCAUUCUUGUCUCUUUCCACAUUUCCACCUUCCCACAUUCCUGCAUCUCUCUCAUAUCUAUAUCUACUCUCCAUAUCUUCAUACAUUAUUUUCUGAAGCAGCACACCUAUAUCACCAUUCACCAUGUUAGAUAUAAUAGUACAUCUCUAUUUUUAUAUACACAAAGUUAGGACAAUGAACAAGGUGACUAAUGACAAGCCUCCCUCAUGUCAGCUUGUUGUGGUGCCAGGGAGAGGGGGGUGGGUGUUGUUCUUGUUACUGGGGGGAGGGUGGGGGGGCAGUUUUGUUACUUGGUGUAUUUCAAGCUGCUAGAAAAAGUCACUGUAAUCACGAGUCUUCCCUGUGCUGUGAUAUAUGAUUGUUUUGUGUUGUGGUUAAGUUGCUGCCACUCAAAUACUUAUGUGAGAGUAUAUCUACACUUUUUUUUUUAUUAUUAUUAUUAUUAUUAUUAUUAUUAUUAUUAUUAUUAUUAUUAUUAUUAUUAUCAUUAUUAUUAUUAUGAAGAUCCAUGACAGUGUAAGGGAAAAUGACAUACAAAUCAGCGUAGAACCAGGCAUAGUCCCAUACACCCAUGGUUGUUUAAUUUUUUCUGCCUUUCUUCCAUCAUCUGUUCAUCAAUACCUGACACCAUUCUUGAUAACUCCUACAGUGACAUGGCUGUGAUACAAUUCAGUGGAGUGACAGCCAAUCUUCUCGUGGUUUUCAAUUUUUUCCAUUUUUUUCUGCAUACUGCCUAUAUUUCAUCUGACACCCAUUCCUAGUAAUUCCCCCUGUAAGAUAGAUACGAUAGGGUUCUUAGAAGUAGCAGCUGUUCACUUCUUGAAGAAAUAUGAUGGCAGGUAAUGCACACACACACAUAGAGGCAGCUAAUUGUAAAGGAAGGCAAGCUGGAGCCCAUAGCCCUGUGUAGUAAUAGGAAACAAGGAGCAGGUGUCAGAUUGAUGUAUAGGUGUGAUGUAAAUAUUUAACACUACAAAAUAAAAUCAAGGACCAGGUGUCAGAUAUAGAUAGAUGGAAUGCAAUUAUUUAACAAAACAAAAUGGAACAAGGAGCAGGUGUCUGAUAGAUAGGUGGAUGGAAUGCAGAUGUUUGAUAAUAGAAUAACACAAUAUAUGAUACAUUACGAAAUAUAAAAAGAGAUAUUCGCGAGUCAUGGCAGAUGGCACACAGCAAACCGUGAAUAUUUCAUGCAAGUCUGACGUGCUCUAGACAGGUUUUAAUAAGUUCCUAGAGGCCACUGGAAUUCUAAGCGCGAACUGUACAAUUGUCUUAUACCAUGUUUGUCGCUGUUGUAUUUCACCGAUAUUUAAGAUUCUAUGUUUUAAUGUCUGCGUAUUUUUUUACAUUUUACGCAAGUUUUUUUUAUGGACAAUCCUCGACACAGCCAUAUCGUAGUGUUAUUUAGUCAUGUUACUGGUUAUUUGUUCUUGUCACUGCCUCGUUCACUCCUGCUCCCUUCACAGUUACUUUGCUUUUAUUAUUAUCUUUUUUUACGGUUUGUUAGUUUAGUGUCUUUCUCUUGUUACCUAAGGCUUCCCAUACACAUCUCUUUUAUUGCCUUUCUUCAGUAUUUAAGUGUCUUGUUAUUCUCCAUAAAGUUAUUGCUAGAAGUGUGUUACUCUCUCUGCUUUCUUUGCUCAUUAUUUUCUUAUGAUCGUUUUUAUUUUAUCCUGCAUUCCUCUGUUCUUCCAUUUCUUUCUUUGCUUUUGCUUCAUUCUUUUCACUUUUUUUUGUUAUAUGUUGAGCCAAAGCAGUAGUAGUAAUAGUAGUAGUAGUAGUCAUAGUCAUAGUAGUAAUUGUAGUUGCUGUAGUUGUUGUUCCUUACCAAUACAAUGUUGCCAAAACCAUACACAGAGGCUGGGAUGUAUAAAUGUAUUAGUGUUGUCAUUGUUGUAGAUUCUAGUCGCAUAUACAUUCAUACAUACUUACACAUCAUUAUAUUUUUAUAGUCAAUGCCUUGCUUUAGUGUGUGUAUGAGAGAGAGAAAGAGAGAGAGAGAGAGAGAUUUAGUCAGUUGGUAAGAAUCAUUAAUGGACAGAAUCAGCUAUGAACUAGUAUGUUAUUUAGUCACUCAUCAACUAGUGUCAGUAUAUCAUGAAGUCAUCAGUGGAGUGAGCAGUGAUAAGCAGCAGCAGGAAGCCAGCAGAAGGAAAGCUUACAUAGACUAGCAGUGUAGGUAGCUAAGGUCAAGUCAGCAGUGCUAUUUUAAGUUAGGUCAAGUGGGGUCAGUCAGUCAGUCAGUCAGUCAGUGGGAGGAAGUAGUAGCGUUGGAGAUGAUGAUGCUUUACCUGCCUGACCUGUCUUGAUUAGUGAUACACCUGUAGUGCCUUAGUCAGCUUUUGCUUUAAAUACUUACAGGAGUCGUGUGUGUGUGUGUGUGUGUGUGGAUAUAGAAGAUGAGUGAGAGACCUUUUUUUAUGUAAGAGGGGCACUAGCCAAGAGCCACAAAAAAUCAUAUGAAAACACAGUCCACUGAAGAUGCUAGUUCCUAUAGAUUACAGUAUUAGAAAAAAAUAAUCAUCCAAAAUUUGAGGAGUGUGAUGAAAUGAGAUCUGUACAAAUAGCGAUAAUACAGUUAACUGGCUAUUCACUCUUAUCAUCCACUAUGGCCUUGGUGAUUGGUGGUGGUGGUGGUGGUGUGAUUAGUGAGGUGUUGGACUCAUGUACCUCUUGAGUGUCCUGAUGUGGUUCAUUUCCACAGUGAAGACUCCUCAUGAUCAAAGCAGCUUAUCCUUUACCCUUCAUAUCAGAUGAUGUCAGUGUUCCCUUGAUGCUCCAGAUAAGGGUAGGAUUGUAUAAGUGACAAAACAACUGUGUGUAUAUGUAUGUGUGUGUGUGUGUGUGUGUGUGUGUGUGUGUGUGUGUGUGUGUGUGUGUGUGUGUGUUCUGUGUGAGUUAGAUAUGCAUAUAAGUUAGACAGCAUGCCUCAGGUGAAUGUGUGUGUGUGUGUGUCUAGGUAGAUAAGUAAAAAGAUAGCAAUAUGAGUGAGUCAGGUGUGUGAGUUAAGGUGUUCAUCUGAGUCACACCUUCAGUCACUUGCUGAUGUGUUGAGUUAGUGGUGAGUGUAGUCAUCACACCUGUCAGUCAGUUAGUUGUAGUUGGUACAGGUGCUAUAAAGAAAAGAGCUUCAUGUAAUUUUAACAUUAUUAUUAUGAUUAUUAUUAUUAUUAUUAUUAUUAUUAUUGUUAUUAUUAAAGUAUUUUGGAUAA